AUGCCGCCGGACCGGGGUCGUGCCUCCCGAGCAUGCACCUCAUGCAGAAAACAAAAGACCAGAUGCUAUGAGGCCGGAAUUCCGGGACGAGCAUGUAUGCGAUGCGAUCGGCUUCACCAGAGUUGCUCACUCAUCCAAAUUAUUGCAUCAGACGAGGAAUCUGUAGCCCCCGCGCUAGGCACGGAUGCUCGUUUGGAACGUCUUGAGAAGACCGUGGCUACUCUACUCGAUCGGCUUGGAGAAGGCCCAGCAAAAACUCCAGGCCAUGAGUCAAGUAGGCCUACCACCGCACAGGCGAGCCCGGGUUCUGGCGGUGCGUAUAAGGGCACGGAGUCUUCCGCGGCUCCGAUCAUGGUCAUUCGUGAUCUAGCAACCGACAGCGACAUCAAACCAGUGUCCGAUCCCAGAUCUCUGGGGGCCGUUUUGGAUGAACUGAUUUCGCCCGAUCUCGCACUUACGCUGAUCACAAUUUUCCUUGAAUAUUAUGGUAGAUGGGUUCUCUUCGAUCCCGAGUGUGAGCCGAACGAGCUUCUCUGCCGAGUGAAAAAAUCGAGCUUGCUAUUCUGCGCCUGUUCUCUGAUCGCUGACUUGGCUGCAAACCUCGCUCCGAAAUUGUAUGAGUAUGCCCGUUCUCUAGCUUCCACCACUCUUCUAGUUGCUCCACAGCCCAUUGAAUUCUUCCAGGCCACCCUGGUCCUGUCUAUGUGGUCGACGACUGUCGGACAGGUGCCUCUGAGUAUUGAUAGCUGGCUUCUGAGCGGGUUCGCUCUACAACACUCCCAUUCAAGUCCACUGUUUACUGCUGUCACGACUCAAUCUCAUCCUCCAAAUAUAUUGGAUGAGGAAACUAUGGGUAAUUGCUACCUAUGGAAUCAUCUCUGUCUUGCUCAUAUGCAUUAUUGUGUUGGCACUAGCCGUCGAUCAAUGCUACAGCCCUGGCAAAUCGAGCGAUGUCGUGCUAUCAUUAAUUCAGAUCAUGCGAUAAAUUUUGAAGUUCGCAUGGUGGCUGAGAUUUAUCUUUACUGGGCUGUAUAUGAGCAUCUCAUUCAGGAAUCGGUUGAUUUGUUGAAAUCCGUGGCAGCUUUGCAGACCUGGCGACGAAAAUGGGAAUUUGUUCUCGAGCAACCGAGAUCUCAGUUUCUUUCAAUGGGCUUCCAUUUCUGCCACCUGCUUCUGUACGAGCAUGCCCUGAAAGCCAAGUCUUCCCGAGCCCGGGAAUCAGUCGUGUCGGAGAUGAUUCGCCAUUCCACGGCAAUAGUGCAACUAGCCAUGGAUACAGUAGAUGAACGCACCCGCCAUUUGACCGAUCACAUCUACCACAUGAUCACCUUUGCGGCGAUUGUCAUCUGUCGCCUAUUGAAUGCGUACCAAGAACAGGUUGCCACGACUCACAACAUCGACGAGCUUGAAUUACUCGUACGUGACCUAGUUCAGUGGCUGUACUGCAUUGGGCUGCCAUGCCAUGCAGCGCAUACUUUGGGGAAUAUCAUCGCGAAGGUGCAUCAAAAAUUACGACCGCACGUCGAGCUACCACCAGCAAAUCCACAACCAGACGAGCUACUUGGCGAACUUAACAAUUACUAUUUCCCGGAAUUUCUUGGAUUGGGGAUGUCGGCUGACGGGAAUUGGGAUCUUCUGUCCAAUAUGGGCCUCUUUCCGGAAAGCUCAUCUAUCCCAGGGAGACCUGACUAA
Penicillium robsamsonii is the source of this 1692-nucleotide messenger RNA. Its product is annotated as Zn(II)2Cys6 transcription factor domain-containing protein. The coding region runs from base 1 to 1692 and encodes 563 amino acids. The record is from RefSeq and is a predicted model, not a curated record. The transcript is spliced from 5 exons. Gene Ontology annotation, biological process: regulation of DNA-templated transcription. Gene Ontology annotation, molecular function: DNA-binding transcription factor activity, RNA polymerase II-specific; zinc ion binding; transcription cis-regulatory region binding. Gene Ontology annotation, cellular component: nucleus. Lineage: Eukaryota; Fungi; Ascomycota; Eurotiomycetes; Eurotiales; Aspergillaceae.